Molecule: messenger RNA, 1083 nt
Organism: Epinephelus lanceolatus (giant grouper)
Lineage: Eukaryota; Metazoa; Chordata; Actinopteri; Perciformes; Serranidae
Product: beta-1,4-galactosyltransferase 1-like
Biological process (GO): protein N-linked glycosylation; carbohydrate metabolic process
Cellular component (GO): Golgi apparatus
Molecular function (GO): cytoskeletal protein binding; beta-N-acetylglucosaminylglycopeptide beta-1,4-galactosyltransferase activity
Source: RefSeq, a predicted model, not a curated record
AUGGUGAAAAAUCUUUUUAAAAUCCUGGCGCUUUUUGUUUUCCUCAGAGUGGCGUAUGUUGUUUUGCUUCUUUUCCACAGCAACGGCAGCACUGUAAUUUAUUCUACAGAGCCACAACUGAUGGAAAAUGAAAAUGACACACUUUUCCAGUGGAUAAAUGAGCUCAUCCAGCCGAAGACAGAAGGUCCAAAUGAAGUCCAAGAAGGGACACAGAUGCCACCUACUACAAAUACUAUGAAUACUACGACCACUACGACUCUGGGACCCUGCCCCGACACCCCUCCAAAUCUUGUGGGUCCAGUCCUUGUGGAGUUUAUUUCUACAAGAACUUUGGAUGAGGUGAGAAAGGAGGUUGGAUCUCCUCUUCAGUUAGGAGGACGGCACAAACCAACAGACUGUAUUGCCCAACAGAAGGUGGCGAUCAUCAUCCCAUUCAGAAAUUGGCAUGAGCACCUUAAGCACUGGCUGUAUUACCUCCAUCCUAUUUUGAUUCGACAGCAGUCGGACUACAGAGUGUAUGUCAUCAACCAGGAUGGAGAGGAAAUAUUCAACAAGGCUAAACUGAUGAACGCAGGCUUUGUCGAAGCACUGAAGGAAUAUGAUUUUGAGUGCUUUGUCUUCUCUGAUGUAGAUCUGAUUCCUAUGGAUGACCGUAACCUCUACAGAUGUUUUGACAAGCCCCGACACUUGGCUGUGGCUGUAGAUAAAUUCAACUUUGAGUUACCCUAUUCAACCAUCUUUGGUGGGGUUAUUGCAUUGUCCAAGGAGCACUUCUUGAAGGUUAACGGUUUCUCGAACACUUACUGGGGCUGGGGUGGUGAGGAUGACGAUAUGUAUAAGCGAAUUUACCACCAUGGAAUGUCCAUUUCCCGACCUGACAUGGUGACAGGAAAGUACAGGAUGAUCAAACAUAAGAGAGACCUGCACAACAAACCUAACCCACAAAAUCCUGGCAAACUAAGCAGAACUCAUGUGACCAUGAAUGAAGAUGGGAUUAAUUCCUUAAAGUACACAGUCAAGGAGAUUGUGAAGAAUAAGCUGUACACUUAUAUCACUGUGGAUGUUGGGCUUCCACCAAGCUGA